Molecule: messenger RNA, 964 nt
Organism: Chenopodium quinoa (quinoa)
Lineage: Eukaryota; Viridiplantae; Streptophyta; Magnoliopsida; Caryophyllales; Amaranthaceae
Product: cysteine-rich PDZ-binding protein-like
Exons: 4
Coding region: 253-543 (96 amino acids)
Biological process (GO): cytoplasmic microtubule organization
Molecular function (GO): microtubule binding
Source: RefSeq, a predicted model, not a curated record
GGCUUUAAAAAAAGGUACUCUGUAUUUUUUAAACAUAAUCAAAAAAGAUAAACUUGUAUUUUAUCCCCUAUUCCCAAGUCCCAACCAAGUAAAGAAAUACUCCGUCCGAAUAAAUUACGCGACAAUUGAGUUGUUUAAAAAUCUAGGGCUCCGUCCGAUAUCAAUUUCGAGCAUAAACGAGAGAGAAACAAGCAAAGCACUUGCUACAACUCUGCAACUACAAUACAACCAAAUUUAUAAUUCAGCUAAACAAUGGUGUGCGAAAAGUGUGAAAAGAAGUUAGCGAAGGUGAUAGUUCCAGAUAAAUGGAAAGCAGGCGCCAGCAACACCAACGAAAGCGGUGGCCGCAAGAUCAAUGAAAACAAGCUCCUCUCCAAGAAAACCAGAUGGACUCCUUAUGGAAACACUAAAUGCAUCAUUUGCAAGCAGCAAGUACACCAGAAUGGCAAGUAUUGUCAUACUUGUGCUUAUAGUAAAGGUGUAUGUGCUAUGUGCGGUAAACAAGUGCUGGAUACCAAGCAUUACAAGCAAAGUAAUGUAUGAUGCUUAUUGGACUCAUCUUGGGGUGACAUUCUGAGCUCUCAGCUCAUUUCUGUUAUCUUGAUCAUUGUUGCAGAAAAAUGCUUUUGUGUAUAUGUACUAUCAACUAAUUUUCCGUUAUAUAGGGGAGGUGAUUAAAGAUUUGAUAUCAAAUCUGGAAAAAAAACAAUGUAUGAUGCUAAUUGAAUUUAACUUGCAAUUUCUUAAAUAGCUAACUCUUGAAAGGUCAAUAAUCUGACUAUAACUUUUUUGGCUCUUUUUUUUUUUUCCUUCCCUAUUUCUGUUAAUUUGAGCCAUGUUUAAAACAUAUAACAUGUGCAUUAAGGUGGUGUUAUCUUCAGACUUCACUUCUCACUUUUUUCUUAGUUUAAAUUUGUAAACAUGUACUACUACGUUUAUUGAAACUUUAUUUUAUUUAGACUUA